This is a messenger RNA of Cheilinus undulatus (humphead wrasse), 5392 nucleotides long. RefSeq names its product RNA-binding protein MEX3B-like. Gene Ontology annotation, molecular function: RNA binding. NCBI's taxonomy places the organism in Eukaryota, Metazoa, Chordata, Actinopteri, Labriformes, Labridae. The record is from RefSeq and is a predicted model, not a curated record. Bases 49 to 2106 code for a protein of 685 amino acids. The transcript is spliced from 5 exons.
UUCUUAUCGAUUAAUAUUUAACAGCAAUAUUUAAAAAAAAACUGCAUCAUGCCCAGUAGCACAUCUUUGCUGGAGGCCGACGAGGGAGAGUCCGAGGUCCCUCCGCCGCUAGUGCACGCUUUCGCCGGUAUGGGCCUUGAGGAGCACCACGGCACCCAGAGCCAGACAUCCGAACAACACGAUGAGCAUCUCUCAUUCCACCAUCACCAACAGCUACCCCCCGUUUCUCAUUUCAACCUCCUCGGUACCGUCCUGGACUUGAAGCCCCUGCCUCUGCAUCGGCCGCCCUCGGGAGAUGAAGUCAACAUUACGGCAGCGCCCGAGGACGAGGAGCUGGAAGUUGUAGCCUCCGCCGACUCGGGCUGUACCGCUGGCUCGUUUCUAGGGCAGGCCCACCGCCCCCAACAUCUCCCAGCGGGGCCGGGUGGCUCCAUAUUACCGUCCGGGAUGGAGCCGCAGCACGUCGAGACGGUCUUGUUGUACAACGGAGACGAGCGGGAUGAUAACGGGGUCGGCGGCAGCGCCCUGCCACCGGCUAGCAGCAUGGCGAUGCUACAGUAUGGAGAGACGGGCUACGAGGCCGAGCCUUCGCUGUUGGCGCGGCGAAAGAGCGUCAACACGACCGAGUGUGUUGCCGUGCCGAGCUCCGAGCAUGUUGCAGAGAUCGUGGGGAGGCAAGGCUGUAAGAUUAAGGCACUCCGAGCCAAGACCAACACCUACAUUAAGACACCAGUGAGAGGAGAGCAGCCUGUCUUUGUUGUGACGGGGCGCAAAGAAGAUGUGGCCAUGGCCAAGAGGGAGAUCCUGUCUGCCGCCGAGCAUUUUUCCCUCAUCAGAGCCUCUCGAAACAAGACGGGCCCUCUGUCUGCUGUAACUGGUCCAGGGACCCCUUCUCUUCCUGGACAGACAACCAUUCAGGUGCGGGUACCAUAUCGUGUUGUAGGACUGGUCGUGGGUCCCAAAGGAGCAACCAUCAAACGUAUUCAGCAGCAGACCCACACCUAUAUUGUGACACCUAGCCGUGACAAAGAGCCUGUGUUCGAAGUCACUGGGAUGCCGGAGAACGUGGACCGGGCGAGGGAUGAGAUAGAGGCACAUAUCGCCCUCCGCACCGGAACCUGUGGUGGCAUCGAAGCUCCUGGUGUGGACAACAAUGACUUUCAAUUCAACGGGACAGACGUCAGCUUCGAGAGCUCUGCCACACUCACUGGGCUGGGGGAUGCUGGUUGGCUGCACACUAGUGCAUCAUCACCAGGCGGUGCUGGUAGUGGUCUGAUGCCACUGAGCAUCAACGGUACUCCACGAAUCAAUAGCAAUAUUAACAGUGGCGUCAGAAUGUCUUCCACAUACCGCAACGACAGCUCCAGCUCCCUGGGCAGCGGCUCCAGCUCAGCUGAUUCUUUCUAUGGCAGCGGGAAUGCUAACCGGAUGGCAGAUUUCAGCCCCACUUGUCCAUUCAAUGCCAAUGCUAACAACAACAACAGCAACGGCAGUGCCAGUUUCUGGUUUGGUGAGAGUCUCCUUCCUGUGGGGUCCGAGGAGCUCGUCAGCCUGGGAAGUGGAGGCUCCUCCUCAGGAUUCGACCCAUUAACCAUCUCCACUGCUCAGGCCUCGCACCCUGCAACACAGCCACAAAUUUGGAGCCCCUUUGUGGACCAACAACCCCUUCAGGCCUUUGAUGCUCGUCAGUCUCAGACCAGUCAGCCUGGGACCCCCCGACUCUCUCCAACCUUCUCUGGGACAGAAGCCUUGGAGCACCCUCAGGCCCAGCGUGUUCACCGGGGAGCUUUCGGCUUGGCAGGGACCCUCGAUGCCCACAGGUUCCCCUCCUACAGCUCCGCCUUCUCGUCUUCGAGUGAAAGCACCGCCUCCUCCUCCUCUCCUCCUGAAUCCUCUCUCUCCUAUCGAGUGGGGCUGGGAUCUGCAGGGAGAGGCCAGGAUGUGUGUAUCCACUGCAUGGAUAACCAAGUGGUCGCCGCCCUGGUUCCUUGCGGCCAUAACCUUUUCUGUCUUGAUUGUGCCACCCACAUAUGCCAGGGUCCAGACGCUGUUUGCCCUGUGUGCCUGUCUCCGGUCACACAGGCCAUCCAGCUUCGCAACAUGUGAGUUUGAUUUAUUUAAAGCCGAUGGCUGAUGUGGGAUCAGCCACCCAAACACUUCCAACUUUUGAGGGUUGAUUACAAAACUGCCCCCAAACAUUUUCUAGUUUUGUCCCUGCCCCAGUUUUAUCCAAGCGAUUGUUUGGUUGACAAAGGUGGGAAAGAAAUAAGGAAUAAUGUGUAUUUAGGGCAUGGGUUAGGGUCUUCAGCCCAUUCGUGUGCCUGUUAUUGUGAAGUCUUCUUCCUUGGUUGAUUGAUUGAUCAGUGGGAGGGUUAGAAACCCUCUGUGUAGCAUUGGGAGGGGGGGGUUAUAAAUAUAUUUUUUGCUCAUCGUGAUAUUUGAUUUACAUUUUUUGCUCCCAAAAACUUGUAGUAAUAAGUUUUACCUACCUAUAUUUUAUUAAGAUUUUAAUGUACUUUGAAUUCUAUUAGAUACAUUAUGUUUGUGACAGUUAUUUCUUUUUGCAUCUCAAAAGUUUUUAUCCAUUUUUAUUUUUGCUGCUAGAGUUCUUUUUUUAUGUGCUGAAACACGGCCCAGCCCUUUGCCUCUUGAUUCUUGUGCUCACUGAAACUUUGAGGACGAGAUGAGCAUGUUUACAUAUAACGAGUCCCUUAUGAAUAUGUACAAAUGAAUGGUAUUAAGAAUUUGAAUGCGUACUCGAGUUAACUGGAUAUAACUUACACAUACGACAUUAUCUGGCUUCUAUCUCGGAUAAUUUGUGUAAAUAUUAUCAGGCUAGCAAAGUGUAUCUGUGCUACUUUUAGACAGGAUCUGAUGUUUACAUGCUCCAGAUCAUUAAUCCGAAUUUUUGUGCAUCAGUGGUGUUAACAAAAUGCUGAUGUCCAUGCUAACACACCAACAGAGGGUCAAACUGCACAGUUGUGACACUCCAAAGGCAACCUCUUGUUGCCUCUGGUUUCUUUUUCAUUCCCAUAAAAGAAACUGGACUGUAACUCCUCUUUGUAAAGAAUCAGGAUGUUACUCUACUUCAGUAUCGCCACGUUGCUUUUCCAUUUCUACUUAAAAUAAGUGUUUACGGUAAACUUGUGCCUAAUUCUGUUCUGAGUAAACAAAAAGAAAGAACUGGAUCGGCUGACUCACAGUGUUGCUCUGUCUUAAGACAAACUUGUGGCCUUUCUGAAAGCCUAUAAUUAACCAACAACACGAUAUACAAAUCCAGAUUUCAGCUCUAAAGCAAACUAGCUGACAGACCGGGGUCUUAAUGUAUUCGUCGAUGAGUCUUUUAAAGGCAUCUCAGUGAAUCAAAGGUGAUAUCACAGAGAUGUUUGCUUACUUUUUUGUUGAGUCAAGUAUUUACCACCUUUUGCUUUAUCUUAAAAGCACCAAACACUUCCAUUUGGUUAAUUUCUAUUGUGAUAUUCUCCCCCUUUCUUACUUUUACCCUGUAUUUAUCCAAAUUUUACAAUCUUUAGGAAACACUGUGAUGGUUUUUCAUCACAGCUCCUACAUUUGGAUACAUUCCUCCUCCACUUAAUUUGCAAACACUUUGGUAGAUGCUACAGCUAAAGAAGUCAUCCCUAAUCCUGGAGCCAAAGGAGCUGAUAUCCAUACUAUGAAAGACCUAGAACAAAAAGCCGUACCGAACAGACGGCCUGCUUACUUUUCAGUCAUCUCAAUCGUAUCUUUUUAUUUCACUUGAAUGUUCUUUAACUUCUCCACCCUGUGGCCACCAUAUCAAAGCCAUUUAUUUGUCUCUUCUUGGGAUAAAUUAAGCAGAUUAACUCCAUUAUUUAACCCACGUCUCGUCUACCAGGCCUAUGCAAAAAUGGUCUCAGUAUGUUAACAACUCUAGGAAGUGAUAGGUAAUGUAAACUCCUUGGGUUUUAAUUACAGAGCUCUAACAAUAGUGGUCUUAAAAUUGAGGGCAGACUUAUCCUUCUGUUUUUUCUACUAUAUUUCAGUCUUUAUUAACUGCUUUAAUGCACCAAUAAGAAGUUUGAAUGGUACACACUUUGCUUGUCAGCUGAACUUGCUUGUAUCCUGAUUUUUUUUCUUCAUCUUAGCACAUCUUAGUACUCAAUAGAACUCCAAAAGAUUGAAAACGUUCCCUCCCUCUGUCCGUUUCUCUGCCUGAAGAGUGAAGCAAAGGGUACAAAUUGGUGGAAAUCAUCUCAAAAUGUUAGCUUUAAACACCAGUGGCUCUGGACUUUGUUUUACAGGAUUAAAUGGGACGUUUUUGAAGGGGAAACGGCUGGUUUGAUUUCAUCUCGGACCGUGCUGACACUACAUAAGAUCAUACUGUUUCUUUACUGUGUGGACAUUGAACCUAGGUCCCCUCUAUCAUUCCAGCUGUAAACAGUAUUUGGGAGUUUUUCUUAUCGCUUAGCUUAGUUUCCGGAUUUUAUCGUUUGAGUUUUCUGAAGGAGACGGAACCAAACGAGUCUCAGAAGUGCAAAAAAACCCACACAUCUGCUUUUGCCCUCUCUGGUCUUUUCUCCGUCCUUUUUUUUUUUUUUUUUCUUUUUUCUUUUUUUUUACUUCUUAGCUCAAAGGUCGAUCUCUCUUUGCUCUCUUUUCAAGGAAAUGCAAUACGCUGUCGACUCUCACUUUAUUGACAUGAAUCUAUUGACAUUUUGUGUAUGUAUUAUUACUGUUAAUGACUGAUGAAUAUACAGAACUUAUUUUUAUUUUGUUACAUUUCAUAUAUAUACAUAAAUAUAUAUCUAUAUUAAGAUGUUUACAAUAAGAUUUCUAAUUUUUUUUUACUUUUCUCUGAGUGAAUGAAGAGUUGGAAACGCAGAGAUGUUGCAGGAGGUUGUCAGUGCUAUCUGCUUGUAGUCUAGUUCUAUUAGUUUACAGUAUUGAUGAUAAUAGUAUUGAUAGCUGCCGUUAAAUCUAGUGGAAAUGGAAUGUGCAUCACGAGCAUGUCUUCAUAAUGUAAACGCCAAUGUAAAACAUCACACUGCAACUGUAAAAAGGCCAAGGAUUCAAGCUGCCUGUCAUGUCUGUACGCCACCAAAUUAAGAACGGUAUACUGUAAAAUGUAUCUUAGAUGAUCUAUAUAUAAAUUCAUAUAUUGUUAAGCUGUACCAACAGUUCAAAGUAUUUGCUAAUUUUACUACAGUUUUGUUAUGUAUAUGUAGGGGGAGUCUUAUGGCAUAUAAAUUCUUCAAAUUGAGUCAGGAGUUUAAAAGCAGACUAUAUUUUAUAACGGCCUUUUAAGUUAUUGCGGCCAAAGCACUGAUAUUAUAUAUUUGCUGUAAAGAGAAUUUAAGAGUUUUAUUUUUCUGAUAUUAAAGUUACUUAAUAAAGACGGUUUCAUUUAAAGCCA